GUGUCUAAGUGUGAAGAGGAAGUUGAGGACGCAACGUUGAAGUGGUCGUUACAAGAGUGGCAACUGGCAGGAGAGGCACGCUCUCUGCUCCUCCAGAGGAAGAAUCUCUUCUGCCCCUCAAGCAACCGCUUGUUUGUCUUCUUCCCUGACCGCAUGUCCCUGAGCGAGGCUCUUCAUCUUUGUCAGAUUGUUGGAGGAAUUGUGGCAGUGCCCCAGAACGAAGAGGAGAACUCCCUUAUAUACCUGUCAACUCAGAAGUGGGCAGAGAAUUGCUCAGGACAGCUUGGGGCAUCGUAUAUGUGGCUAGGGGCCAAUGAUAAUAAGAUUGAAAAUAAAUGGGUUUACUGGGGCUCUGGAGAACCCAUACCCAAGCAAGGUGUCUGGCGUGGCAAGGGACCUAAUGGUGGCACUGUCGAGAACUGCCUGGUGAUGUUAUAUGGUUACUUUCAUGGAGAAUGGGCAGUAUUGCCUGCCUGA
Cherax quadricarinatus is the source of this 477-nucleotide messenger RNA. The record is from RefSeq and is a predicted model, not a curated record. Lineage: Eukaryota; Metazoa; Arthropoda; Malacostraca; Decapoda; Parastacidae.